UUUGUUAACAAGUAAAACAACAUUAGACAAACAGAGAGAAAAAGAUUCAUAUCUUUUGUUUCUGACUUUGUGCUGCAGAAGAACAAGAAAGACAGGGUGUGUUUCGCAUCGAGGUUUAUAGAGCAAGUCCUCUAUAACAAUCUGGCUAAGAAAAGGCCAGCAUAUCAAACGCAUGUUUCAAUUGGGGUUCUCCUAAUUGACAGAAUUUUUCUUCCAGUCUGGCAGCUGCAAAAAAUUUGAGUUCCUCUCGCACCUCUAGGAGGGUGUGGGGUGAUAAUGAGAGAGUGGCCUUGCUUUGUGUUUUAAGGAGAUCGAGAUCAUCACACAUAUGGAGAUUGUGCCGUGUUUCAGUGGGAUUGUCGCUUGAUUAUGGCUAAGGUCAGCCUUGGUUAAACCCUCGGAAGCUUGGUGCUAGAUUUUUGUGGUGUAUGUGGCAAGAUCAUAUUGUUGAUACCGGCUUCCAGACAAUUAUGAGCACAGUAGUUUGCUGUUGAUAGUUUUCGAGUGUAAUCAAAGGUAGUUGGCGUGUUGAUGUAGUUCUCGUAAUGCCCCUAAUGGUUAGGUUUUCGUGUUUCCAAGCUCACACACCUUCCCCAAAGCCUAAGAAAAUUUUCCAACCUUCUGUCGAAGCAAUGAAUAAGUCGCUACAAGAUUCUUCUAAAAAACAAGCUUUUAAUUUGAAGGAUUUGUCUGGAGAAACAAGCUUGAAACCAUCACAGGCAGAAGGAACCAGUAGAAAUUUAAAGCAUCUAUUGUCUCUUCAGCCUAUUCGGAAAUCAGAUGACAAUGAAAGCAACUGUAUUGAUGAAAGUAGCUUAAAUGUCACUCAGACAGGGCGCAUUAUAAAGAGUCGGUCACUGGGAAGUGCAUUAAACCUGGAGGGGAGGCUUUCUGUUAAUAGUGAUGCUGAGGAUGACACAGAUCAAGGAUAUUCUGAUGGUUCUAAUGAGCACAACAGAUAUGAAGUACCAGAUGGAAGGAGAGGAGUAAGUCCACCGGAACAGUGUCAGAGUUCUGAAGUUGUUAAUGAUGGAUCAAUUUUCUCUAUUGGAGACCAAUUACAUUCAGAAAAGGAAGGCCAAGAAACUUCUGAUACUGCAUUGUCUGGUGAGUUCGGUGGUAACUGUGGUGUCCACAUGCCUCGUGACCAACAAGGGCUUGUCAAAUCACGUUCUCUACCAAACAUCACUGAUUCUACUCCAGCUACCAUGGACCAUUCACAUUUGAAUCAUUUAGCAGUUCACUCAUCAAGAUCUUCCCAGGACCUACACGUCCUAGGUGUGAGGCGAAAAGAGAUUUCAGUUAAUGAGCUUGGGAUGCAGGACUGGAUAAUGCCAGAAUCAGAUGAGGCAAACAGAGGGAAAAACAUCCAAGGGGAAUCCUCAGUACACCGUUGGGAUGAAUUGCCUAGCAGGGAUUUCAAGAUAAAGCGUAUUGAGGAGUGGGUGAGUGGUCUUCAGCACAGCAGUCCGUUGGAAGAAACAAAUGAAGCGUCCCAAUUGAAUGAGCAGGAGAAGAGAGAUUCCGGUGACUUAAAUAGUGUGAGUGCUGCCAAGACGGAUGUUAAGGUCACUCCUGGAAUGGAAGCUGCUAAAAGAUAUAUAUCUGCUUUAAGUGCAACUUCCAGCGCAGCUCAGUUGGCUAAUCAUGGAUUGGCAGUGAUCCCAUUUCUUAGUGCAUUCGUGAAUCUGAGGGUGGUCAAUCUGUCAGGAAAUGCCAUAGUAAGGAUAACUGCUGGUGCGCUUCCUCGAGGACUUCAUAUGUUGAAUCUGUCAAAAAACAACAUUGCCAAUAUUGAAGGAUUGCGUGAACUCACUAGACUUCGCGUACUGGACCUGAGCUACAACAGGAUUUUGCGAAUUGGGCAUGGCCUGGCUUCGUGUUCCUCUCUGAAGGAGUUGUACUUGGCUGGAAACAAAAUCAGUGAGGUGGAGGGUCUACAUCGCCUCUUAAAGCUGGCUGUUCUGGAUCUGCGAUUUAACAAAAUCUCGACAGCGAAAUGCCUUGGCCAACUUGCAGCUAACUACAACUCCUUGCAAGCCAUCAGCUUGGAGGGAAACCCCGCCCAGAAGAAUGUCGGAGACGACCACUUGAAGAAAUAUUUGCAGGGACUUCUUCCCCACAUGGCUUACUACAACCGUCAACCAAUCAAGUCUAGCACUCUGAAGGAUUCUGCAGAUAGGUCAGUACGGUUAGGCAGUACCCACCAAUUUGAUCGUGGCCUUAGACCUGAUCACAAGGCGACCAGAAAGGGUACUCAUGGCGCAUCUGCUCACAGGGCGUCAUCUUCAUCAACCCACGGUCAUGCAAAUCAAUCUGUACUGUCACUGAAGAAAUCCAGGGGAAGGCACGGACACCUCCCUCCAACUGGAACCAAGCCAACAACAAGCCAUACUCGACACCACUACGAUAUUGGCAACAAGCUUAUGAACCUCAAACAGGACCUCUCGAUGCGCAGGACUCGGAGUGAGGGAACUAUGGCAGCAAUGUGAGAUUAUUUUGAUGCAUGCUCUUCGUAUUUUACUUGGAUUUUUAUGUUUGCGUUCUGUAUUGUUCGUGGUACUUUUACAUAUCUUAGCUUUUUGAACACCCUAUUGGUACCCAUUGUUGAAUUUGCUUUUGCAAAUAAUAUGUUUCUGUUGUGGGCAUCUACCUACUGAAACAGUGAAACUAUUUGUCUACAAUUUGAUAUUCUUAAGAUCUGUUCUCUAUAUUUUUAUAUCUGAAUUAUAUUGGA
Messenger RNA from Fragaria vesca subsp. vesca, 2737 nucleotides. RefSeq lists its product as uncharacterized. The transcript is spliced from 6 exons. Gene Ontology annotation, molecular function: protein kinase binding. Lineage: Eukaryota; Viridiplantae; Streptophyta; Magnoliopsida; Rosales; Rosaceae. The coding region runs from base 546 to 2492 and encodes 648 amino acids. The record is from RefSeq and is a predicted model, not a curated record. Gene Ontology annotation, cellular component: cytoplasm.